GAGAACGGCAACAAGUCGUGGUGUGGUGGCUCUGCAUUCGGACACGCCGAGGGAUUGCUAUGCUGGAUCUCGAUUCCUCGAUAUGAUCGGACAGAGGCACACUGAAGACUGGCCAUGGAUCGAUCCACGCCGGAACGAGCCAAAGCGCCCGAUAUAUUCCUGUGUAUGUACCCUCCUGGAUGCACGGCCAAGUGCACCCCUGAAGCUGUCACGGAGGAAACGGCCCACCUUGCCAUACGGAUAUUUCUUUCUUUAGCUCCAGCAAGGUACCUGAGACGCGGGUGGCCGCUCACGCCUCAAGCCUCAGGGCAGAUAAAGUGCCUGUGUUCUGCACAGGGUGCAGGCUGUACGCGCAGAUCCUACGGUGCUCCCAUUCUGCUUCUGCCCAGCGUCGACGAGGCAUUGGCAUUGGCGGUUCUAGGCCGGGGCGACUCGGGUUGGCUAUCCUGUUGGCUCUGCGGGACGUCAGGCAAGAGACAUCAAACCCGGCCUGUGCAACAACCCACGAAGAUAUUUCCCGCCAUUCUUAUUGUUCGAGAAUCGAGCAGCCCUGUCGUAGGGAAUUGUGGGAAUAAUAAGUCGACCGCAUGCGAAGGUCUCGACCUACUGCUGUUGCUGCUGUGCCGUAUGCAUCUCUUCCAAGUUCCUGCAGCCCAAACCUCCAUACAUACCAUACCUUACAUAUACACGUACACGUACAGGACUGUAUGUCCAUGUUACUUCGACUAUCAACCGUCUCGGCAAUACGAAGAAUACCCGCUCUGUGUGGGAAGAGAGCCCAGAUCCGAAACUCACCCCCUCACAAACCGCUCCUCAUCUUGGUGAAGAUCAUCGGCUGAUCCCUCCGAGAAAACCACUCCACGCGGCGAGGGCCAGGCGAUAAGAACUUGACCAGCGACAAACUCCCAGAGUCCACCAAGUCUCCAAGGCUCAAUCCGCAACACCGACACUGGUUGCGUUACGAAGUAGUGCCCGACUGGCGAUUCGCAACCAAGGUACUAAAAUCUCGAUUCGAGACGAACACUACGGUCCGGCUGCUACUAGCUGCGACUUUGCCGUUUACGUUGGUGGUUCCGUUCCCAUCAGACCCUCUAAGGACCG
This is a messenger RNA of Amorphotheca resinae ATCC 22711, 1101 nucleotides long. RefSeq lists its product as hypothetical. The record is from RefSeq and is a predicted model, not a curated record. NCBI's taxonomy places the organism in Eukaryota, Fungi, Ascomycota, Leotiomycetes, Helotiales, Amorphothecaceae. The coding region runs from base 115 to 825 and encodes 236 amino acids. The transcript is spliced from 2 exons.